CUUCAGCAAACAUUACACCCUCAGUGUCUCGUCCACGAAAUACCUUGUUCCAUCUUUGCGCGAGAUUUGCCUGUUCUCAAAGUGUACCGCUCCCGGAGCAAGUGUGAUUUAUUGAGCCCCGAAGUUUACGAUGGACGUUCCUGGUGCCGCACUCGAGGCCUUAUCUAUUGUACACCAUACCGAUCGAAACGCCAGCUAUACCAUAGAGACAAUCGAUCGGGAUGACAAACACAGCGACCAAAUGAGCCAAUCGGUCUGGAUGGUCGUUGGCAAGGAUUGUGAUGUGGAGCCUGAGAGACUAGAGAGCGGUCUGGAGAACAGAGUCGACGUUAACGACCCGACAUCUGAAAAUCACGAGAUGACGCUACGCCCAGGAACAUCAAGCCUGGCUCAAUCUAGUAGCCUUGGAGAUGCAUCAGAAAAGACCGAAUCAUCCUCAGACUCGGAAGAUUUGACAACCCCCACCUCGAACAAGUCGAAGAAGAAGCGAUCGACCAGACAGGCUGGUAGUUCUUCGAAGUUCAAAGACGACUGGCCUAUACACCAUCCAGAAUUCGCAUUCUACGACGCAUGAACACGUGAGAACUCUCCUGAUUACACAAAGAGGAUCGACCAAGCAGACUUUCUUUCCAAAAGUUGUCGUGUUUGCGAUCAGCGUAAGAGAAGCCGUACGCGGUGUCGAAAUGGCUGCGAUGUUGUCCCUAGGUCUAACCUUAGCACUAGACAAUGCCCGUGUGGAAGAUAUGUGAUCCCGGGCAAGAGGUGCACAUGUGACAUGGUUAUGAACUGAAAUCAUCAUAUUGGAUUUGUACUGCUGUAAAGGUAUCUCUGCGGAUGCUGCUACAACAUAUUGAUAGGAUCGGGCUCAGAAGCAACCUCCUCCGUGUCUGCUGUAUAUAGCCAAGAAUUACAAAC
This is a messenger RNA of Aureobasidium subglaciale EXF-2481, 915 nucleotides long. RefSeq lists its product as uncharacterized. NCBI's taxonomy places the organism in Eukaryota, Fungi, Ascomycota, Dothideomycetes, Dothideales, Saccotheciaceae. The record is from RefSeq and is a predicted model, not a curated record. The transcript is spliced from 4 exons. Bases 131 to 574 code for a protein of 147 amino acids.